GUUAUGUCCACAGGUCUUCGUGUCCCCGUGGUGUGGCCCAUCUGUUUCCUCUGCUGAUAAUGAACAUGUGUAAAACCUACGGAGCUGAGAGGAGAUAUGGGCUUUUUCAUUCUUUAAUGUAUGCUAUGCUCUUGGGCUUCAGCGGUGAAGUUUCUGGUUCAUGUCUUGUGUGUUCAGCCACGCUCCCUGCAAGCCCCAGAUGGAAAUAAUACACUUUUUCUGCAUUCGUUUCUAGUGUCUGUUCUUUACUUUUAUUUACUGGAAAAGUCCCCAAAAGAAAUAGGCUGUGCACAACAGGAUGCAGGAAGCAAGCAGUGCAUGUUCACACUGAUAAAACAGCAUGUUGUUUGGAAACUUUAUCAUCAAUCUAUAAUGUGUCUGCGGGCCAUUUGUUUGAUUCAAAGCUUUGGUUUUGGUUAAAUCCUUAAAUCUCCAUCCCACUCAAACGCCUUCAAAUGACUUUAAUUCCUUACUUUUCAUGGUGCAAAGCUAACCGUUGUUUACCGUGUGCACGGCCGUCACCCACCGCGCUCCAGGCUGGGAAUGUGGAUGUUGGAAGUGGCUGGCCUCCAAUAGAGGGCACAGUUGACUGCGUGGACACGCUCCUAGUGCAACUGAGAGGCAAAAGUGAAAAAUGCAAUCUGUGUAUAUGAUGCAAAGACAAUGUGACUGGUAACAGGCAUGUUUUUUUUCUCUUCUUAUCUUAAACAGAAGGGGCUAUUUUCGUUUGGAAAGAAAGCAAAGGAGCAUUAAUCCGUCAUAAAACCCUCUGGUUUACCGAACAUUAAAGAACUUUCUUUCGUUGAAAAACAUGUUACUAACUAACUUCCGCACACAGCAGCUCUGAAAAGCCCACAAGACUAUUGUGGAAGCGGUUGGAAUUGGAGAAAGGAAGGAGGAGUAGUGGCUUCAGCCGCCUUUACAUCAAUUCCACUCCUCCUUUAUGUCCUUUCUUUAUUUCCCCUUUUCUUUCUCGCAUGCCCUUGACUAAAGAUUGAAUGACAGAGUCGGAGAUAGAUUGUCGGGCCGGUCGCCUUUCAUGUAGAUAAUGCCAUUCGCUGGAGGCAGGUUUUUGAUGUGCUCCGGGUAUAAUAGAAGAAUCAGACAUCGAAGGCCGGUGCUGAUUUUGCUCGGAGGAAAGCUGUCCUCGGUGAUAACUUCAUCACGGCAUGUGGUCCAACGUGGACUAAAUUCAGGGAGGGGAUUAGAAAGAAAUGUGCCCAGUCAGAGCUGCAGCAGUUGGCCCCCUGUUGAGGCUGUGAGGCCUGCCGACCAUCGCUUGAAGGUCUGUGAUCUUCCAUUGGUAUUGUUGGUCCUCUCUUCUCUCUCUCCCCCCCCCUCUCCCUCAGAAGCCAAAUGACUCUGCCUCAAAAUGCUUUCUAGUGGGAUUAGCAGACCGUCGCUUUUGUAAUUAAUGAAACUUUGCCGUGCGCGGUCCAUCCUCUAAACGCUGCCAUUGAAGCCUUUGUGAGAUAGGGUCUCGUUGUUUUUCUUCAAACACAAAGCUAAUGUGGUUUUGGUUCAAGGCCGGAGACGGAAAGCGGCCCGGAGGGCAACCGUACGUAUCUUGAGUAUCUUGUACGUGUCUUAACUGGAACGCAUCAGGAUGAAGUUCUGCUCUGCGUGUGAGACCAGCCUAUCAGAGGCCCCGUGUUAAUAUGACACAUUAUGGAGACGGCAUGUGAAAAUGAUAUGCAUCAGAGCGGCGUCUCUUAGUGGUCGGGGUCGAUGCAACUCAGAUUGUGCGAAUGCACUGUGCUUGGAACGGAUCGGCUCCACUGCACACGAAUCAAGCUUCACACCCAACAGAUGUGCAACAUUUAAACCUGAACAAGUCGUUUAGGGCGGUCUUGUUCAACAGUAACAAUUAACAGCUCGGAUAAACCUCCGCCGUUAGUCUUCUGCGAGAAAUAACACAUUUAUUUACCCCCCCUUUGUCAGAACGAAGGUGAGAAACUGGAGAGUUAGCCAAUUACGUGGCAGCACGCGCCCAUAGGUGCGCUUAAUGAGCAGUUUCCCGCUACAAAAGAGAGGAGGGGCGCGCGAGCUGGAGAACAGGGCACGUGUGUUCCGGGGCUGCUGUAGAAAUAAUAAUUUCUCUUAUUGUAUUGAAUUUUACGGAAAUGUUAAGUGUAAGGGACCGAUAGAGGACUGCACACUUGAUUCGUUCGUCAUUAAACCGAUGCAGGCAUUGAUAUUCCGUUUCAGUCCUUUCCCCCCUCGUCUAACGAUGGAACUACUUUUGUCCCGACGUGCCGCUACCCGCAUGUUGCCCACCGGCUGGAGGUCACAGCAGACACCUCCUUCGUGUUAACGGGGCCGCUGCUCCCCCGCGGCGCCGACGGGGCAGACCGGAGGAAGCGACGGGAUGUGCGCAGUUCAUCAGCUGACACGCGCGUAACGGAGCGAAGAGCGCAGUCCGAAGCGGCUGGUGAGCCUCCGCGUCCUCGGCGACUCACUUCUUUCUCCAAAACACACAACGACAAAACACCCUGCGCCACUGCCGGGCGACGGGGAACGCGGCUGUGACGCCUCCCGUUAAAAAAGAAAAAAAAAAGAAGAGGAGGAGGAGGAGGAGGAGGCGGGAAGCUGCAUCUGUGGAAGGAUCCGAGCAGCUGAGGCACGAGGACCGAUUUCCGAGCGGAGGCACGUUUCCACGCGGAGCUGCCAGCCGACGCCGCAGUCCUUUAACCGACGUGGCCCGGGCCGAGAGGGGCUUCCUGGAGAAGGGAGGAGAGGGGGGGGGGGGGGGGCAGGUUCCGUAAAGGCAUCCGUGGAGAAGAAUUUGUUUGGACCGUGCCAAACUCGCAAGUUGUUGGAGUAAAGCGACGAAGCGCGGCGCGGGAAGUUGGUGUUCCGGACCGGUCUCGAGGAGCUCCACGCAGGUGGAGCGAGCGGAGGCCCGAGUGGACGGAAGGAGAGGCCCACUGAGGAGACAACGUUUGAGAGGGGGAGGGGGGUGUGGGAGUGUGAAUCGGCGCAGAAUCCUGCCGCGGUGAAAGGGGGGAGGGUGUUGGACCCCCAGCAUGCAGGCAGCAUGGAACGGGUGAGGGAGCAGCGGCCUUUCUGCUCGCUGUCCAAGAGCCAGAGAGACCGAGAGAGAUUCUGCGAGCGGGACGCGGAUCGGGAGCGCCGCUACACCGCGUCCUCGGCCGAGCGGGACGACCCCGCCUCCGCCUGCCGCGUACCCACGCAGCAGUCCUACAGCUCCAGCGAGACGCUGCAGGCCUUCGACCAUGACCCCUCACGGAUGCUUUUCGGGGGCCGGGUCAAGGAGUUGGUGCACAAGGAGAGUGCAGAGUACAGCAGGCCAGGGCAGACGUUUUCGCUGAGGCAGCUGGGAAUAUGCGAGCCCUCCUCCGCCCGCCGGGGCCUGGCGCUGUGCCCCGAGACGGGCCUCUCCCACCCGCUCAGCGGCUACCCCAGGGGCCCGGGCGCCUCGGAGAACCACCAACCCGCCUCGCCGGAACGCACCAUGGCCCUCUGGGGGACAGGGGGGGGCGGCAAGUCGGGGCGGGAUUCGUGCCUCUCCAGCCGCUCCAACUCGGCGCUCACGCUCACCGACACCGAGAUGGACAAUAAGUCGGACAACGAGAUGGGCGACCACCUUUCCAGCCAGCAAGGCCCGCCUCCUCUGCCGCCGGCCCCGCCCCCGCACAAGCACCACCCGUCCGUCACGUCCCUGAGCCGGAGCUCGCUGGCCAACCGGAGGAGCCCGAGCCCGCCGCCCACAGCCGGCCUGGCGACCGACUUGCACAGCGCGGCGGCGGAAUGCGUCCAGCUGCAGGACAGCUGGGUCCUGGGCAGCAAUGUGGCCCUGGAGAGCAGGCACUUCCUUUUUAAGACGGGCACGGGGACGACCCCUUUCUUCGGCGCGGCGGCCCCCGGUUACACCAUGGCGACGGGGACGGUUUACUCCACACCGGCGCGUCCGUUGCCCAGAAACACUCUGUCCAGAGGGGCCUUCAAGUUCAAGAAGUCACCUAAGCACUGCUCCUGGAAGUGCACCGCCCUGGUCGCCGUGGGGAUAGCUGUGGUCCUGUCCAUCAUUCUCAGCUACUGCAUUGCAAUGCACCUUUUCGGCCUCAAUUGGCAGCUCCAAGAGUUGGACAACCAGCCGGCUUUCGAAAACGGAGGCGUUGGGAAGUCGGGUCCGACUCAGUCCAGCAGUGUGACGUCUCUGGCUGCUGACGGGAGGAGCGGCGUGCUCCACCAGGAGAACAACUCCAUCGAUACGGGACAGGUGGACGUGGGGAAGAGGGCGGCUCAGAGUGUCCCGCCGGGGGUCUUCUGGCGUUCUCACCUCAGCGUGGAGCAGCCGCGCUUCCUGAAGUUCAACAUCUCGGUCCAGAGGAACGCGCUGGUGGGAGUCUACGGACGGAAGGGUCUCGCCCCGUCUCACACCCAGUACGACUUUGUGGAGCUGUUGGACGGAAGCCGGCUCAUCGCCAAAGAGCACCGGACCCCGACGGAACCGGAGCCCAGGAGCCGGCCCGAUCACCCGGUCACCGUCCACCAGGCCGGCUUCAUCCAGUACCUGGACUCGGGGGUGUGGCACCUGGCGUUCUACAACGACGGCCGGAGCGCUGAGACGGUGUCCUACAACGCCAUCGUCCAGGAGUCCGUCACGGAGUGCACGCACAACUGCUACGGGAACGGAGAGUGUGUGGCCGGGUCGUGCCGCUGCUUCCCAGGAUUCAUCGGGCCCUACUGUUCCAGAGCCGCCUGCCCGGUGCUGUGCAGCGGCAACGGCCAGUACACCAGGGGGCGCUGUCAGUGCUACAGCGGCUGGAAGGGCACCGAGUGCGACGUUCCCGCCUCGCAGUGCAUCGACCCGCAGUGCGGGGGUCACGGGCUCUGCGUGGCGGGCAACUGCGUGUGCAACGGCGGCCACAAGGGACCCGGCUGCGAACAAGUGGACUGCUCGGACCCGGCGUGCUCCGCCCACGGGGCCUGUCACCACGGCGAGUGCCACUGCAACCCGGGCUGGGGGGGGACCAGCUGCGAGAUCCUGAAGAGCACUUGUCCGGAGCAGUGCUCCAGCCACGGCACCUUCAACACCGACUCGGGGACCUGCGUCUGCGAGGCCAACUGGACGGGGGCCGACUGCUCCAUCGAGGUGUGCGCGGUGGACUGCGGCCCCCACGGCUUGUGCAUCGGCGGCGCGUGUCACUGCGAGGAAGGCUGGACGGGACCGGAAUGCGAGCAGAGGGACUGUCACCCGCGCUGCAUCGACCACGGAGUGUGCCGGGAGGGCAAGUGUGACUGCCACCAGGGCUGGACGGGCGAGCACUGCACCAUCGCCCUGGAUUCCAGAGUAUCAGGAGCAGUCAAGAUAGGAUAUAAAGACGGCUGCCCGGGGCUGUGCAACAACAACGGGAGGUGUAUCCUGGACCAGAACGUCUGGCACUGCAUCUGCCAGUCGGGCUGGAGGGGGCUGGGAUGCGACGUGGCCACCGAGACGCUCUGCUCGGACGGCAAGGACAACGAGGGAGAUGGACUGGUGGACUGCAUGGACCCGGACUGCUGCGCUCAGAUCGCCUGCCAGGGUCAGACCUACUGUCGCGGCUCGCCCGACCCCGCUGCCGCUGCCACCGCCGGCCAGGGUCCGGGUUCAAGCCCCCGGCCCCCGUACAGGGGCUUCUACGAGCGCGUCAGGUUUUUGAUCGGCCCCGGGGGCAGUCACGUGAUCGCCCGGGACAACCCGUUCAACAGCAGCCUGGCGUCGGUCAUCCGGGGUCAGGUCCUCACUGGAGACGGGACGCCGCUGAUCGGAGUCAACGUGUCCUUUCUGCACUACCCGGACUACGGAUACACCGUCACGCGGCAGGACGGCAUGUUCGACCUCCUGGCCAACGGCGGCGCCUCGCUGACGCUGAGCUACGAGCGCGCCCCCUUCCCCGCGCUGCGGCGCACCGUGUGGCUCGCCUGGAACGUGUUCCACGUCAUGGACACGGUGGUGAUGAAGCGGGAGGAGAACGACAUCCCCAGCUGCUACCUGACCGGCCUGGCCCGGCCCAACCCCCUGGUCCUGGCCACGCCCCUCUCCACUCUGUACAAGACGUCCCCGGAGGACAGUCCCGUCAUCCCCGAGACGCAGGUCCUCCAUGAGCAAGUCGCCAUACCCGGCAGUGACCUCAACCUGGUCUACCUGAGUUCCAGGGCGGCCGGCUACAAGCCCAUCCUCAAGGUGCUCCUGACCCACGACCGCCUCCCCUUCGGCCUGAUGAAGGUCCACCUCAUGGUGGCCGUCAUGGGCCGCCAGUUCCAGAAGUCUUUCCCGGCCUUCCCCGACCUCUCGUACACUUUCAUCUGGGACAAAACGGACGCCUACAAUCAGAAGGUGUUUGGCCUGGCGGAGGCUGUGGUGUCAGUGGGGUACGAGUACGAGUCCUGCCUCGACGUGGUGCUGUGGGAGAAGAGGACGGCGGUGCUGCAGGGCUACGAGCUGGAUGCCUCCAACAUGGGCGGGUGGAUGUUAAACCAGCACCACGCGCUGGACGUCCAGAACGGCAUUCUCUACAAAGGCAGCGGGGAGAACCAGUUCAUCUCGCUGCAGCCCCCCGUGAUCUCCACCGUCAUGGGCAACGGGCGGCGCCGGAGCAUCUCCUGCCCCAGCUGCAACGGGCAGGCCCAGGGCAACAAGCUGCUGGCGCCGGUGGCCCUGGCGUGGGGCAUCGACGGGAGCCUCUACGUGGGAGAUUUCAACUACGUCCGCCGCAUCUACCCGUCGGGCAACGUCACCAGCAUCAUGGAGCUCAGAAAUAAAGACUUUAAACACAGCAACAACCCGGCGCACCGCUACUACCUGACAACCGACCCGGUGAGCGGGCAGCUGUACGUGUCGGACACAAACUCCCGACGGAUCUAUCGACCCAGGAGCUUGAGCGGGACCAAGGAGCUGCAGUCCAACGCCGAGGUGGUGGCCGGAACCGGGGAGCACUGCCUGCCCUUUGACGAGAACCACUGCGGCGACGGGGGCAAAGCGCCCGAGGCCUCGCUCACCGGACCCAAAGGCAUCGCCGUGGGCAAGAACGGACUGAUAUAUUUCGUCGACGGCACCACGAUCAGAAAGGUGGACCAGAACGGCAUCAUCUCCACGUUCCUCGGCUCCAACGACCUGACGUCCGCUCGCCCUCUGACCUGCGACCACAGCAUGGACGUCAACCAGGUGAUUCUGGAGUGGCCCACUGACCUCGCCGUCAGCCCCAUGGACAACUCGCUGUACGUCCUGGACAACAACAUCGUGCUGCGCAUCACGGAGAGCGGCCAGGUGAGCAUCACCGCCGGCCGGCCCCCCCACUGCCCGCUGGCCGGCCUGGAGCGCGGCGCCGCCGGAGGCCAGAGGGCCCAGUUGACCCCCCUGGAAUCGGCCGUCUCCAUCGCCGCGUCGUACCACGGCGGCGUUUACAUAGCGGAGACGGACGAGCGGAAGAUGAGCCGGAUCCGGAAGGUGUCGGCGGACGGCGAGAUGACGCACCUGGCCGGCUCGCCCUCCGACUGCGAUUGCAAGAACGACGCCAACUGCGACUGCUACCAGACGGGGGACGGCUACGCCAAGGACGCCAGGCUCAACGCGCCGUCCUCCCUGGUGGCGGCUCCCGACGGGACGCUCUACGUGGCCGACCUGGGCAACAUCCGCAUCCGGGCCAUCUCCAGAAACGGGCCGACCCCCGUGGCCAACACGUACGAGGUGGCCUCGCCCGACGCCCAGGAGCUGUACGUCUUCGACGCCAACGGCACCCACCAGCACACGGCCAGCCUGCUCACCGGCGACCCCAAGUACACCUUCAGCUACAGCACGGAGAACGACGUCACCGCGGUGACCGACAGCAGCGGCAACACCCUGCGGAUCCGCAGGGACCCCAACCGCACGCCGGUGCGCGUUGUCGCCCCCGACAACCAGGUGAUCUGGCUGAGCAUGAGCACCAACGGCGGGCUGAAGACGUUGACGGCGCAGGGCCAGGAGCUGGUGCUGCUCACCUACCACGGCAACAAUGGCCUGCUGGCCACCAAGACGUCGGAGAUCGGCUGGACGACGUUCUACGAUUACGACAGCGAGGGGCGGCUGAUGAACGUGACGUUCCCCACCGGCGUGGUAAACAACUUGUACGCAGACAUGCACAGCGCUCUGACGGUGGACAUUGAAAGCUCCCUGACGGAGGAGGAAAUCAGCAUCACCACCAACGCCUCCGCCCUGCGCUCCUUCUACACUCUGGCUCAGGACCAGUGUAGGAGCGUCUAUCAGGUGGGCUUCGACAACUCGCUGAGGAUCACGUACGCCAACGGGAUGGACACCCACUACCAGACGGAGCCGCACAUCCUGACGGGCGCCGCCAACCCCACCGUUGCCAGGCGCAACAUGAGCCUGCCGGGGGAGGGCGGGCAAAACUUGGUGGAGUGGCGCUUCCGCAAAGAGCAAGCCCGGGGGAAGGUCAUCGUGUUCGGACGCAAGCUCAGGGUGAACGGACGGAACAUCCUCUCUGUCGAUUACGAUCGCACCCUGAGGACAGAGAAGAUUUACGACGACCACAGGAAGUUCCUCUUAAAGAUUAUAUACGACACGGCGGGCCACCCGGUGCUCUGGGUGCCCAGCAGCAAGCUGCUGCCGGUCAACGUGAGCCGCACCAGCAGCGGGCAGAUCAGCGCCCUGCAGAGAGGCCCCACCACCGAGAGGCGGGAGUACGACGGCCAGGGCCGCCUGGCCUCCCGCGCCUUUGCCGAUGGGAAGAUAUGGAGCUACACCUACCUGGAGCAGUCCAUGGUUCUCCUGCUCCACAGUCAGCGGCAGUACAUUUUCGACUUCGACUCCCUGGACCGCCUCUCCGCUGUCACCAUGCCGAGCGUCGCCCGCUACACCAUGCAGACCAUCCGCUCGGUGGGCUACUACAGGAACCUGUACCACCCCCCGGAGAGCAACGCCUCGGUGGCGGUGGACUACAGCGAGGACGGCCUCCUGCUGAGAGUAGCGCACCUGGGCACGGGCCGCAGGGUCCUGUACCGCUACCGCCGGCAGAACAAGCUGUCGGAGAUCCUGUACGACAGCACCAGGGUCAGCUUCACCUACGACGAGACGGCCGGCGUGCUGAAGACGGUCAACCUGCAGAGCGAGGGCUUCAUCUGCUCCAUCCGCUACCGCCAGGUGGGCCCCCUGGUGGACCGGCAGAUCUUCCGCUUCAGCGAGGAAGGCAUGGUCAACGCGCGCUUCGACUACACCUACGACAGCAGCCUGCGCGUCACCAGCGUGCAGGGCGUCAUCAACGAGACGCCGCUGCCCAUUGACCUCUACCAGUUCGACGACAUCUCCGGGAAGGUGGAGCAGUUCGGGAAGUUCGGCGUGAUCUACUACGACAUAAACCAGAUCAUAUCCACCGCGGUCAUGACCUACACCAAGCACUUCGACGCGCACGGCCGCAUCAAGGAGAUCCAGUACGAGAUCUUCCGCUCGCUCAUGUACUGGAUCACCUUCCAGUACGACGACGCCGGGCGGGUCAUCAAGCGCGAGAUCAAGAUCGGCCCCUUCGCGAACACCACCAAGUACAACUACGAGUACGACGUGGACGGCCAGCUGCAGACGGUGUACCUCAACGAGAAGGUGAUGUGGCGCUACACCUACGACCUCAACGGGAAUCUGCACCUGAUCGCGGGAAACGGCGCCAGGCACCUCCCCCUGCGCUACGACCUGAGGGACCGCAUCACCCGCCUCGGGGACAUCCAGUACCGGAUGGACGAGGACGGCUUCCUGCGCCAGCGCGGGGCGGAGAUCUUCGAGUACAACUCCAAGGGGCUCCUGGUGCGGGUGUACAGCAAGAGCAGCGGCUGGACCCUCCAGUACCGCUACGACGGGCUCGGGCGCAGGGUGUCCACCAAGACCAGCCUGGGACAACACCUGCAGUACUUCUACGCCGACCUGAGCUACCCGGCCAGGAUCACGCACGUGUACAACCACUCCAGCUCGGAGAUCACCUCGCUCUACUACGACCUCCAGGGCCACCUGUUCGCCAUGGAGAUCAGCACCGGCGAGGAGUUCUACAUCGCCUGCGACAACACCGGCACGCCGGUGGCGGUGUUCACCAGCAACGGGCUGCUGGUCAAGCAGCUGCAGUACACGGCGUACGGCGAGGUCUACUUCGACUCCAACCCGGACUUCCAGCUGGUGCUCGGGUUCCACGGGGGCCUCUACGAGCCGCUGACCAAACUGCUGCACUUUGGCGAGCAGGAUUAUGACAUCAUGUCCGGGAGGUGGACCGUCCCCGACGUCUCCGCGUGGCAGAGGGUCGCCAAGGAGCCCGCUCCUUUUAACCUGUACAUGUUCAGAAGUAACAAUCCAAUCAGCAAAGUCCAUGAGCUGAGGGAGUACGUUGCAGAUGUGAACAGCUGGCUUGUUACCUUCGGCUUUCACCUUCACAACACCAUUCCUGGAUAUCCAGUCCCAAAGUUCGACUUAAGCGUGCCCUCCUAUGAGCUGAGGAAGAGCCAGCGCUGGGACGACCUGCCGUCCAUCUCCGGGGUCCAGCAGGAAGUGAGCAGACAGGCGCGCUCUCUGCUGUCGUUCGAGCGGCUGCCGGAGGUCCGUCUCCGCCGAGGUCGCCGGGGUGAGAAGUCCUGGCUGUGGUUCUCGGCGGCGAUGUCCCCCAUCGGCAGGGCCGUCAUGUUUGCCGUCUACAAGGGCAGCGUCCACACGCACGCGCUCAACGUGGCCAGCGAGGACUGCGUCAAGGUGGCGACCAUCCUCAACAACGCCUUCUACCUGGAAGACCUCCACUUCACCGUGGAGGGGCGGGACACGCACUACUUCGUCAAGCCGGGCCUCCCGGACGCCGACCUGGCCGCUCUGCACCUCACCAGCGGGCACAAGACGCUGGAGAACGGCGUCAACGUGACCGUCUCCCAGUCCACCACGGUGAUGGACGGCCGGACGCGGCGCUUCGCCGACGUGGAGGUCGGCGCCGGCGCCCUGGCUCUGCACGUCCGCUACGGGUCCACCGUGGACGAGGAGAAGGCGCGGGUGGCGGAGCUGGCGCGGCAGCGCUCCCUGGCCGGCGCCUGGGCCCGGGAGCAGCGGCGGGUGCGGGAGGGCGAGGAAGGGGUGCGCCCCUGGACAGAGGGCGAGAAGAGGCAGCUCCUGAGCGGCGGGAAGGUCCUGGGCUACGACGGGUACUACGUGCUCUCCAUCGAGCAGUACCCGGAGCUGGCGGACAGCGCCAAUAACAUUCACUUCCUUCGGCAGAGUGAGAUCGGGAAGAGGUAACAAUGCGCGGCACAUUUUCUGCCCAAAGGAGACGCGCGGACGGACUGAGGCGCAGCUGUGAGCGAGGGUCGCUGUGGACCCCGAGUGUCGUGUGUUUUUGUAAAAAAAAAAAAAAAAAAAGACAAAA
Pungitius pungitius (ninespine stickleback) is the source of this 11378-nucleotide messenger RNA. Its product is annotated as teneurin-3. The coding region runs from base 3038 to 11251 and encodes 2737 amino acids. The transcript is spliced from 31 exons. The record is from RefSeq and is a predicted model, not a curated record. Gene Ontology annotation, molecular function: protein homodimerization activity; protein heterodimerization activity; cell adhesion molecule binding. Lineage: Eukaryota; Metazoa; Chordata; Actinopteri; Perciformes; Gasterosteidae. Gene Ontology annotation, cellular component: neuron projection; membrane. Gene Ontology annotation, biological process: signal transduction; heterophilic cell-cell adhesion; neuron development.